UAUCAAGACAGCCCCCAAAUUUAGCUCCCCUCGAUCAACAAACCUUCAAUCCAACCCUCUCUCUCUAAAUUACAAUAUUUUUAACCUAACCCUAUUUAACCCUAGCUUUCUCUAUCUCUCCUUCAAUUCUUAUUUCUCAUCUGUGCCUCUCUCCCUCGCUGUAUUCGAUAUGGCUUCAAAAAUCCUUGCAAACUUGAUUGUAAUGGGCUCUGGGAUAUUAGCCAGAGCUUUAGUUCAGGCAUACCGUCAAGCACUUGCAAAUGCCUCAAAAUCCGGUGUUGCUCAAGAAACGAUACAGAACACUGUCCGCCGAGGAAGCAAAGCCAUGAUGGAGCAAGAGGCAAGGCAGAUUCUUGGUGUGACUGAGCAGUCCACUUGGGAGGAGAUUUUGCAGAAGUAUGAUACUUUGUUUGAAAGGAAUGCCAAGAAUGGGAGUUUUUACCUUCAGUCAAAAGUUCACAGGGCUAAAGAAUGUUUAGAAGCCGUGCAUCAAGGCAACAGUCAGGGUACCCCUAGUUGAGAAUCCUAUGGACUUACUCUGUUUCCAUACCCAUGAUGACGGCCAGGAAUAUGAAAAUUGUGUCAAAAGGAGCAUAGUUCUGCUCUUAGUCUCUUCUUGGAGCUAUAAUGUUUGUCAAGUUCUCGUCACUUGUGGUAAAUAAAUAUAUAGCAAUUCUGAAACAAAGGAUGGCCUAACUGUUAGGGUUUUGAUUUCUACAGAUUGAUUUGUAAAGUUAGUAAACAAAUGGUCAGCUUGGGACUAUGAAAGCUGCUUUUGCUGGUAAGCUCUUGAAUGCAUUGGAUCAUUGGAGUUGCAA
Molecule: messenger RNA, 818 nt
Organism: Vitis riparia (riverbank grape)
Lineage: Eukaryota; Viridiplantae; Streptophyta; Magnoliopsida; Vitales; Vitaceae
Product: mitochondrial import inner membrane translocase subunit PAM16 like 2
Exons: 4
Coding region: 170-520 (116 amino acids)
Biological process (GO): protein import into mitochondrial matrix
Cellular component (GO): TIM23 mitochondrial import inner membrane translocase complex
Source: RefSeq, a predicted model, not a curated record